Didymodactylos carnosus is the source of this 2529-nucleotide messenger RNA. Lineage: Eukaryota; Metazoa; Rotifera; Eurotatoria; Philodinida; Philodinidae. The record is from the annotation of a GenBank genome assembly.
CUAAGACAGAAAAAAAUAUGGGUGGGUGUGAAGACAACUCGGCAUCCUCUAUCCAAUCAUGUAAUUAAAAUUUAGUUUGGGGGUGGGUGUGGGUGGGUGUGGAUGGGAGCGUAGUUUACAAAUACCCCUAAAUAAUAGAGGUCUAUACACGUCUUUUUAUCUGUCAGUGCAUAAUGAUUUAAUGAUUUCUUUAUUGUUUCUUGACUCAAUUUACUUGAAAAAUUCCUGAAGUUUGACGUCCACUUUACUCUUCUAAACGCCCCGAAAAUUUUUCGCGAUUUUUUCAGGAUAGGAACUACUUAGUAGGAUCUAUAACUUUGCUCAUAUAACUAUCCUCGACACUUUCCAUUAUUCACCCUCAGUUUUUCAGUAAAUCCGUUAAAAUGUUACUUCACGAAAAGAAAAUUGAGCUAUUAUGACCCUAUAUUGCUGUUCAGCAUCAAGAAUUCAAUGUACUUCAACGUUUUCUAAGGUUUCUGUGUGUUUCCAUACCACAGUUUUUAAGAGGAUUUCUGGAAAACUGAGGGUGAAUAAUGGAAAUUGUCGGGGGCAGUUGUAUGAGCAAAGUUAUAGAUCCUAGUUUUUUCCUGAAGCGACAAUCGCUUUUUCGCAGUGAAUUUACUCAGAAAAAAUGAUCUUGCGGUAAAACCUUCCCCAAAACACCUUUCUGCAAACCCCUUCUAAUAACAAAACAAACACACAUAAGAAUAAAUCAAAUUGCGGAAGCAAACAUAAUAAAUAUAGGCUUAGUCACUUUUAAUACGUUGUUUUCUCCUUCGUUCACUCAUUUGAACUUCACUCAACGACAAGUAAAACAUUAAUCCACUUACACCACUUCCAGUUAAUACGGUAAACAUCACCUGUGUAUAAGUAAUGUAAGCAAUCCAAUCAGUUAGUCUUAAUUGAUUAUUAAUUCCAUAUGUAUUACAAUUAUGAUGAAUAACAAUAAAUAAUGUAAUACCCAUAUUUAAAAAACAACAUAUCAAAAAAUAAAGAAAGUCCCACAUAACUUUCCGUAAUUCCUUUAUCACUAAUAGCAGUUUCAUGUAUUCUCAAACUCUUAAGAAAAUUUAAGUCUAUUAGUUUUCCUUUACUUAAUUUAUAUUUGGGCAUAUAGCUUCAUAAGAAGCUCAUACAAAUUACAAUCAAUCUACAGUUCAUAAACAAAUAGUCUUAAUUGGGCAAAUCCCUGUUGACGCUACGGGUGCACGCAGUUGCCCUCGCCGAUGCGCGUAGAGCCAGCUGGUUGGCCGUAGCUGUAGUCAUUAAAAGAGCGCCGCCGUUUUCUGAGCGAUAUGAAUUUGAGAACAUGAACUCGACUUAAAUCUUUAAAUCUCAAAUAAAAAAUUUGUUGUAUCGAAUGAAGAUGACUUAACAAUUCAACAAUAUGAGGAAUAAAACUUAUAAAACUAAUUAAUGAAAUGAAAAAAUAUAUUAGCGAUAAUAUUUUUCUACCAUGAUUAUUAAUAGUAGUAAACCAAUUAUCGUAUGACAGCAUAAUUUUUGUUUUUAUAAUUUUUAACAAUUGUUUGAACAUUUCCAUUCCUUUAUCAUGGCCACAAAUAACAAUUAGAUUGGGUGUGAGAAUAAAUUGUUUCACAAAAGAUUUAUUAUCUAAUGCAAUUUUAUAUGUUGAAUAUAUUUCAUCUUGUGAUAAUUUAAAUUGAGCUAGGUGACGAGCUCUUCUAAUUUCAACUUGACGACUAUUGUUUACUGUCGUUACACCUUCUGUACUUGAAACCACUUUUUUCGACAAUAUGCUCGUCUGUUUGACAAAGUUACUCAUCUCCAACUUGAACAAGAUUAUUGGAGUUGUGUAGUCGAAACGUUGUCGAACACGAUCGUCUGGUUAUCAAAAAUGCCAAAAGUUCUAACAAGACGUAAUUCAAUCAACUGGGAGUAUCCGAGAACUGCGAAGAAUAUCAGAAAGCGACAAGAACAAUUUCAAAUCAAUUAAAACAAGCACAAGACAACCUGAACGCACAUUUACAAAAAGUUCAAGAAUUACCGUAUCAACAAAAGCAAGAGGAAAUAACGAUGGAACAUAUCGAAUUAUUAGGCGCCAUCGAGACAUUCGUACAUCAAGGUCUACAACCAGUGCGUAUCAAUUUCGAACAAAAGAAGAUAUUAUUGGAAAUCGAUAGAAACGAAGUUCAACUGGUGAAAUCGUUCUGUGAUUUGAGCCCAACAUCAGAUCAGUUUGAAUUUGCCCUCAAAAUUUGGUCGGUAACAUCGAAAAAUUGUCAACAAGCCGUGUCUCAAAUCAAUAAUGAAACGAUUCAAGAUAACAAUAACAUAGUGACAAAUGGAGAGCUCAAACUCUUGCCGAAACAUCUCGAACAACAAAAUCGACUUUUUUCUCUUAAAUUAUCGGCUCCUUCAAUUGCUGGUAUUAUCGAAGCUCGUCAAACAAAUAUCGAAAAACGUGCUACACAAAUCAUUGAAUUCAAAAAAGCGACUCCUAAACUACAAUCACCUCGUUUUCAUCCAACUCAUCAGAACCGCGAGAAACAUUUUAUUGCCGAUUGA